This is a messenger RNA of Dendronephthya gigantea, 1035 nucleotides long. Its product is annotated as adhesion G protein-coupled receptor L2-like. The record is from RefSeq and is a predicted model, not a curated record. Lineage: Eukaryota; Metazoa; Cnidaria; Anthozoa; Malacalcyonacea; Nephtheidae. Gene Ontology annotation, molecular function: carbohydrate binding. The coding region runs from base 130 to 762 and encodes 210 amino acids. The transcript is spliced from 4 exons.
GCUUUUACGAGCCGAUGAUCUUAGGAAGUAACUAAGUCCACUUCUUUGUAAAAUAUUAUAAAAUUUGUGGCUUUCUUCAAAAUUUACAGCAUACAUCGCCUUUAGGAAGGAAUAUUUGAAAAAUAGGUAAUGAAGUUACCACAAAGCCUAGCGGGCUUUCUUGUCAUUAUCGGCGCAUUUAACAUCGCGUUCUGCAUCCCGAUCGAGGAACAGCCUCAUGUGCUCAAACGGACGCGAAGAGACAGCAUAGAAGAUUAUUACUGGAACGAGCACUUACCCCUUGGCUUUUUCAUCAAAGGAGCGGACACUGGCAAUGCUGGUGCCCAACAACCGCAACCGCCUGCGGCCCUCUUCGGAAGUGGGUUCGGAAACUCUGGCUCGACUCAGCCAUUCGCGAGGUCUGGCAUCCCCGGGAAACCUAAGGGUUCAGAAUUGAAAACAACGAUAACGUGCGAAGGCGAGAAGGAAUGGCUCGAGUGCGACAAAUACAAACUCAUCAACAUCAAAUCGGCAUUCUGGGGUCGCGAGGAUAGCGACACGUGCACAAACAAUGCCGUAUCACGUGGACUAAAGACGGAUGCCAUGUGCCCACAAGACGAGUCGAAUACAAUGACAAAAGUGAGAAAUCAAUGUCAAGAUGAAAACGCAUGCGAGAUAUCAGCUUCCACUAUUUUCUUCGAUAAAACGGACUGCCCUAGCACGUAUAAAUACCUCAAGUUAGAUUACGAGUGCAAACAUAGCGAAUCUAAAAUCAAGGAAUAAACUUUAUGCGUGCAUAUGUCCAGAGCCUGGGGAGAUCACGUGCCUCAAUCUUGCAAGAUUUCGUGGAAAAUCAUGAAAAACCAGAGUAAACAAGAUCCAAUACAGAUUAGGAGAUUUUUGCAAAGAAAAAUUUUGUAUAUGAUGUAGAUUCGACAGGAAAUAGAACAGAUUUGAAACAUGACUUAACCAGUUUAAUUGUAUAUAAUGAGCAUUUUAAACUUUAAGAAUACUAUAAUUAUUGUGCUACUUUUAAUAAAUAAUGAGUGUUUGCCU